GAGCUCUGCAGCGCUUUCUCCCACGGGUGGGGCCGCAGUGAGCGAUAGUCCAUUGGCCAGCCCCCUCCCCAGGCCCCGGGUUCUUUCCUUAGGUUUUGUCACAAUUUCACAAUUUACUGUGUUGCGAGCUUCAAGUGAUGUUGUCAGGUGGUGAUGUUCAAAGCCCUUAUUUUAAUUUUCAGAGGAGGCCUUAUUUCCCUUGUUUUUCAUGUUUUGGGGGACUGAUGGUUCUGGGGAGCCAGCUGGAACCCCAGGUACCUCUGGAGAAGGGAGUAUGGGUGGGGAUUGUUUUUCAGGAAAGAUGAUACGCCCUAGUCAUGUGGCGUUUGAGGUGGCAUCUGAGAAAGUCUGGCUGCAGGUGUUUAGAGGGAAGGUGGGUACUUUCGAUGGGUGUAAGGUUAGGAACCGAAAGCGAACUUGGAAAACAGAUUUAAGAGCAGAAUGUGGGGAUUGAAUCUUGAGCAGAAAGCACAUAUUCUAGGAAUCUGAGGGGAGAGUGGAACCAUCAAAGCAGAAAAAAUGACCCAAGGUGGUGGGGUACCACAGAAGCCAAAGAGAGAAGAUUUUUAAGGGGCAAGAGUAGGAGGAAGUGGGAUCUGCAUUGCCUACUGCUGGGUAAAGAUCAAGGGAAUAAAGGUAGCUCUUGGCAUUCGGUAAGGCUGAGGGAAGGGUAUAUUGAGCAGCUUCGGUCUGUGAGUCGGAGAGCCCACCAGGCCCAGGUUCAAGUCCCAGCACAACCAUUUACUGUUACCUUGUUAGUGCCUGAUCUGUGGAAUGGGGAUAAUAACAGCACCUAUGCCUGGUGCAUGAGAAGCAGUUAACAACUAGCUUUACAUGUUUGCACUCACUGAAGCCUUACAGCAGCCUACAGAGGAGGAAACUGAGGUACAGAGAAGUUACUGGCUCGAGGUAGCACACUUGUAAAAGUUUGGCACUUUCAUUAUUGCAGUAAAGUAAUGGUAAUUCAAAUUAUGAGGCUAGAGGGGCUAGAAAUGGCCAUUGAUUAUGGACUACUUUUCCAAGAAGUUUUCCUCAUGGAAACUGUUAAUUUAGUUGAUUGUUUUCAAAGACAGAACUGAUUCUCUAAGGUUUGCUCCCAGGCAGUAGCAGCCACAUGUUCCAAUUACCUGGUUUUCUGACAAAAGAACUAGACAUUACUGAUGCCGUAAUUCUUUUAGAGUUUUGGGGUUUAUGCCUGUAAGCAAAUUAGAAGAUGGUUUGAUAAGCAAAUUUACUGCUUUAAUGUAUUUCCUUGAACAUCAUUUUAAUCAUUUAUGUUUUAUCAUUGGGAGAAAUCUUGGUAAUUUACUUUUUCAUGAAAAUAUUAUGAAAGUGUGUCCAGGAUUUCUCUUCAGAAAACUGUACUAAGAAGUGAAAUGUGAUACAGAUUUUUACAUGAGAAAAAGUCAAGUUGCUGAUUUUAGGAAGAAGAAAGAUGGAAAGUGGUGCAGUCCUGCUGGAAUCCAAGUCCUCCCCAUUUAACCUUUUGAAUGAAAUGCACCAGUUACGUCUCCUGGGCCACCUGUGUGAUGUGACCGUCAGUGUGGAGUACCAGGGUGUCCGGGAAGAAUUCAUGGCUCACAAAGCAGUGCUGGCAGCCACCAGCAAGUUUUUUAAGGAAAUGUUUCUUAAUGAGAAAACGGUGGAUGGCACAAGGACUAAUGUCUACUUAAAUGAAGUACAAGUUGUUGACUUUGCUUCAUUUCUUGAGUUUGUCUACACUGCAAAGGUACAGGUGGAAGAAGAUCGGGUGCAGCGGAUGUUGGAAAUGGCCGAAAAGCUAAAAUGUUUGGACUUAUCAGAAACUUGUUUUCAAUUAAAGAAACAGAUGCUAGAAUCGGUACUUUUGGAAUUGCAGAAUUUCUCAGAGUCUCAGGAGGCGGAAGUGAGCAGUGGCACCCAAGUCAGUGUUGCUCCUGACUCUAGGGUAAAUGUGGCCAUGGACAGUCCUCGGUCCAAUGGCCUUUUGGAUGCUUCAGAUUACCCAGUAGAGAAAAUCAGCAACGGCAUGUUGCCAGAUAUUCCACCGAAGAAAUCCAAGGAGAAACUAGACAAGAAAAAAGAUGUAGUUAAGCCUCCCUACCCCAAAAUUAGAAGAGCUAGUGGAAGACUAGCUGGAAGAAAAGUAUUUGUGGAAAUCCCUAAAAAGAAAUACACAAGAAAACUCCGAGAGCAGCAGAAAAGUGCUGAGGAUGACAUGGGGGACUACAAGUGUCCUCAGGAUCAAAGCCCAGACGAUAGGGAAACGGAGAUGGGGCCAGUUACAAAAGAUGUGAAUCCAAAAACUGAGGAUUGUAACAUUGGUGUUGACUUGGAGGAAAUGAUGCAGAAGGCAGGCGAGGAGGAGGAUGAGGAAGAGGAGGACGAAGAAGGGGAUAAGAAGAAGAGUAACUUUAAGUGUACCACCUGCGAAAAAGCGUUUUUGUAUGAGAAGAGCUUCCUGAAGCACAUUAGGCACCACCAUGGAGUUGCUGCUGAGGUCGUUUACCGCUGUGACACCUGUAGCCAGACCUUUGCCAACCGCUGCAACCUCAAGAGCCAUCAGCGCCACGUGCACAGCAGCGAGCGCCACUUCCCGUGUGAGCUAUGUGGGAAGAAGUUCAAAAGGAAGAAAGACGUCAAGAGGCAUGUCCUCCAAGUCCACGAGGGUGGCGGGGAGCGGCAUCAGUGCCAGCAGUGCGGCAAGGGCUUGAGCUCCAAGACAGCCCUGCGGCUUCACGAGCGCACGCACACCGGUGACAAACCCUAUGGCUGCACUGAGUGCGAGGCUAAGUUUUCUCAGCCUUCUGCACUUAAGACCCACAUGAGAAUUCAUACAGGGGAAAAACCCUUUGUCUGUGAUGAGUGUGGUGCAAGAUUCACUCAGAACCACAUGCUGAUUUAUCAUAAAAGGUGUCACACAGGUGAACGACCUUUUAUGUGCGAAACAUGUGGCAAGAGUUUUGCUUCUAAGGAGUAUUUGAAACAUCACAAUAGAAUCCACACUGGAUCCAAACCCUUUAAAUGUGAAGUUUGUUUCAGGACUUUUGCCCAGCGGAAUUCACUUUACCAGCAUAUUAAAGUCCAUACAGGAGAACGUCCGUACUGUUGUGAUCAGUGUGGUAAGCAGUUUACCCAGCUCAACGCCCUCCAGCGCCACCAUCGAAUUCACACAGGGGAGAAGCCAUUCAUGUGUAACGCAUGUGGACGGACAUUUACUGACAAGUCCACGCUUCGGCGGCAUACCUCAAUACACGAUAAGAAUACCCCAUGGAAGUCUUUCCUUGUUAUUGUAGAUGGCUCACCCAAGAAUGAUGAAGGGCACAAGACUGAACAGCCUGACGAAGAAUAUACAUCAUCUAAACUUUCAGAUAAACUGCUGUCUUUUGCAGAAAAUGGCCAUUUUCACAACCUGGCCCAGGUCCAAAGCAGCAUACCUGCUGUGCACGAGAACGGGUCAGCAGACAUAGCCUGCAAGCCGGAUGGUUCCGUGGUAUCCCAGGACUCUCUGCUUGCCACUGCCAUAAGUGAUCUUAGCGAACUGACUCCACAGACGGGCGCGAUGCCCCCACAGCUUCACUCUCUGACCAGUAUGGAGUAAGAGCAUGAAGUUACAUGCCAGGCAGGUCUCAGCCUGCGGACCUUUGUGACAGCUAUACUUGAGAUGGUGCCAGGGGCUAAGAAAAAGAACUGUCCAUGGGCAGAGAUGAUGUGUGCGAGAAUGACUUCCACAGACUCUCCGUUAACUUGCUUGUCUUUGUCAAAGCAUUUUUAAAGCUUUCCCUUAAAAAUCCUGAUCUGCAUGAUCUCAGCUAUACUUUAUCAACAACAAGGCAAUUAACAUAACCUCACCUGAUUCUGGAAACCCUGGUGGUGUAGUGGUUAAGUGCUACGACUGCUAACCAAAGGGUCAGCAGUUCAAAUCCACCAGGUGCUCCUUGGAAACUCUAUGGGGCAGUUCUACUCUGUCCUGAUUCUGGGGUAGGUUGUAUAAAUUAAUCAUUCUGAUGCUUGAUUAUCUUAAUGUAGUUUGGACAAUUGCUUGACUGAAUUGUACACAGUAUUCCCAUCAGCUCAGGAAAUUGCUGUUAGCAGUCUCCCAGGUCUCUCACCCUGGCUUAUCCUUCUGUGUAAGCUCCUUUCUCUGGUACUUUUAAGGUCUUUUUCUACCAAGUCUGAGUCCAAGCUGAAAUCACACUGGGGCCAUGUAUCUUCAGGUGUUUCUUCCCUGUUGAAUUGAGGCAAAUCAGAUCUGCUCUGGGAGCCCUUGUUUGGGACUGGAAAAAUGGAUUACUGCAUUCAUUUUCCUCCUAUUUGUAGGCACUGGAAAAGGAAUGACACGUUGAACACGUGCAAAACAGCUCAGCCUAACUUCUACUCACUUAUGACGUAUGGCGCUAGGAAAUGUGUCGUAAAGUCAUCCUCUGGAAUGAAUGAGAUGUGGCUGGUUUCAUUCCUAAAAAUCUAAUAACAUAAAAGCUAUCCUACCAAAGAUUCUGGCAGCAAAACACUAUAGUUUUUGCAGGGUUGUGAAAAUUAAUCAAGAGGCUAAUUAGGAACACUUGAAUACUGUGUAGUUACUUCAUUUACAAAUAGCAAAAUGAGGUGACUGUGGAAAAUCUUAGGACACCAAGUAUUCGUAUUUUUGACAGGUUUUUCUGACUUAAUUUCUAUAACUUCCAGAGGCCCAGGCUUUCUCAUUUCCACAAAUUACUUCUACGGAAGUAAUUUCUACAUGCUUGUUUCUGAGGGAGCAUGCGAGAAUUCAGCAGAAGGGACCAAAAGCCUUGGCACAUCGAUCUUCCAUCAUACCUUAAGAGUGACUGUGAAGAACCAAUAGCUCUUGCUUAAAUGUUCGUUUGGCUGUCUCCUGCUGAAUAUAUUGCUCAAAAUGAAUUCACAAUGAGAAGAUAACCCUACUGUAUUUGCUAAAGCUGAUUACUGGUUCUGGUGACUCUGGGAUCUCGCCACGUGCUUGUGUGCCUGUACAUGCUUUAUUCACAUACAAUCCUGGACAUUAAAAAGAACCUUAAAGGAGCAGAGUUCUUCUGCUCACUAACGACUUUUCCCCUACAUUUUAAUUUAUUAAACUUGCUGUGAAAAGAGUUUCAUUUUCUAAAAGAAAGGUACUUUAUCCUUAAGUUUCAGGAUGGAGACGUAUCUGCGCUAUGCCAGAAGCUAAUGAGGGAAGACUUUUUUCCUGAGUGUGUAUUUUGUUUUAACUUGUCACAAAGUAAAUAUUAAAGUCAGUGUAAGCUGUUUCAGCCACUGACAACAUUUUUUACACUUGCUCUUGAAGAUAACACUUCAAAUUCAGUUUUGUUAUUGUACAGAACAAAGUGUAUUAACAAAACAUAUUAACUGUAACACAAUCAUUUUAUUCUUAGUAAGAGGAGAGCCUGCCCAGAUGAUGUACUGUUUGAUGGGAUAAAGUCAUCUUGAUGACAAGGAAUUUAAAUAAUAGAUUAUUUUGUUAGCUACUGGAAGAA
This is a messenger RNA of Loxodonta africana (African savanna elephant), 5468 nucleotides long. It is a transcript of the gene GZF1, whose product is annotated as GDNF inducible zinc finger protein 1. The transcript is spliced from 6 exons. Gene Ontology annotation, molecular function: RNA polymerase II cis-regulatory region sequence-specific DNA binding; protein binding; DNA-binding transcription factor activity, RNA polymerase II-specific. Lineage: Eukaryota; Metazoa; Chordata; Mammalia; Proboscidea; Elephantidae. The record is from RefSeq and is a predicted model, not a curated record. The coding region runs from base 1436 to 3580 and encodes 714 amino acids. Gene Ontology annotation, biological process: regulation of transcription by RNA polymerase II.